Rhopalosiphum padi (bird cherry-oat aphid) is the source of this 2777-nucleotide messenger RNA. RefSeq names its product sec1 family domain-containing protein 2-like. The record is from RefSeq and is a predicted model, not a curated record. Gene Ontology annotation, biological process: vesicle-mediated transport; intracellular protein transport. The transcript has 12 exons. The coding region runs from base 379 to 2226 and encodes 615 amino acids. Lineage: Eukaryota; Metazoa; Arthropoda; Insecta; Hemiptera; Aphididae.
AGAAGAAUCUAUCUCCUAAGAUUGUGAAAUGUGGAGAAGAGAGUAUAGUAUUAAAUAUGGGAACAAAAGUCAAAAAUCACAACAAUUUGUCAAUUUGACAAUUUCUAAACUUUAUAGAUAAUCUAAUGAAAAUAUUUUCGCUUGAUAAGGCCACGUUAAACGUGAUAAGGCGUGCCAUAAUUCAUGACGUUUAAUAUCGAUAACAUUUUAAAAAAUAUGUAAUAAACUAAUUAAAAUGUAAUAUAACAAUAACUUUGUGUUGUGUGAAUCCACCACAUAGUGAUAUUCAAACAGGAACGUCUCACGUCUGACGGACAAUAUUUUUUGGACACAGAUUUCCGCAUCAUCGAGUACAGACGUGUUGAAUUUCGGGACCUGAUGGCUUUCAACGUAGACACUCCAUUUUCUGUGAUGGCCGAUUGGUCUUGGAACGAAGUCUGCAAGUAUGCUCGUGAAGCGGCAGUGUUUUUGGAUGAUUAUGCCGCCGAGUCACUGCACUGGCACGGCGGAUGCGUACUUCUGUAUCGUGCUGGCGCCAAGAGUGUCAAGGAACUGUCAUCGUUUGAGAGUGGCAACCCAAAAGACCGUAGAUGUUUAUUGGUGAUUGGAAAACCUGUGGACGAACUGGCAGUAGCGAUUGUCCGAGAUGUUUUGAAUAACAGUAAUUUUAGAUACUGUCGUUUUGUUGCUGGAUGUGGGUUUGAAUCAUAUAAUGUUGAACAAUUAGAGAAUGAAUUAUGCAAAAUUAUUUCUGCCAAGUACGAGGAUGGUACAGUGGAUGUAAUGGAUAUACCAAUAUCGUUGACUUGCUUGUCUCCUACAUUAUUUUUAGUACCCCAUCUACAAAACAUUCCUUUGUUGAUAGAGCCGAUAGAGAAUAACUAUGAAGUUCAUGUAUCAAAAAUUGCUGCAACUUUAAAUAACAUUUUUAAUCAUUUGAAUGUAAAACAUGACCUUUAUGCUGUUGGACCAUUAAGUGAAGCUGUAUCUCAUCAUUUUUCCAAAAUUCAAAAAACUUCAAAUACAGAGUCUAGCCGCCUUAACGUCAUACUUAUUGAUCGAAUAGUUGAUAUGUAUGCAGUUACUGAUUUUGCAUCUAGUUGUCCAUUAGAUAAAAUGAAUAUGUUACUGCCAAGAUUUCCCAAAACAUGUUCUGAUAUAGCAGUCAUGACUGAACCUUUGUUAGAAGACUUAAAGUAUGAGUCAAUCAAUGAGCAGUUACAAGUACCAAUGUGUUUGGCUCCAACACUAAAACCAACACCAGUAGUUGAAUGGUUAUUAACAAAAACUGAAAAGAAUGUAUUGGCUAGCAUAAGAACUACAUUGACUGAAAAAUGUUCCGGACCUAUUAAAAAAACUAUAUCAAGGAUUACACCUCAGCUCUUAGAAAAUCUUUUAGAUGAUGAAAAGUUUGAUAGUAAAGAAUCAAUAGACUUAAAACAACAAGUGCUGUGUAUUUGUGCUGCAUUAAAAUCUACAAAUCUCUCAAGAAUUGAACUUGCUCAAAAUAUUGGCAAACUAUUAUUGCAGAAUAUUUCAAUGGAAAGUGACACUGACAUCUUAAUACAAGUUAGCCAAUUAUUUAAAACAAGGAAAGACAGAAAGUUGACUAUAGAAAUUCUAUUAUGUAUUCUAGUUCAAUUGUAUUCAGUUGUUGAUGAAGAUUUUGUAAUGUCUGAAGAACAUCAAAUUGACUUAGAAAAUAUUGUUGGUGAAGCUUUUUUUGAAGACUUGGAAUAUUUACCAGAUUAUAUAAUAAAUGAUUUAAUAGGAGUUAAUUUUAGUACAUUGUUGGCUUGUCAACAAGCUGCAGAAAAAUUCCUUUUUAUUUUAAAACAAAUAAAGUCAUCAAGACAGCAUUUUAUCCAAUACAGAAGACUUUUUUUAAGAGAAAAUCCAUACGUGCCAGCAGUUUACAGUUCUUUUGUUAAACAGCUUAUGGAUGAUGUGUGUAGUCCAAUGCGACCUAACUUAUCAGUCUUAAACACCAAAUCUGAUGGGAUAACAGAUUUUAUAAAACUUGGUUUCAAUAAAAUCAUCAACACUGUAAAUAAGCAUCCACUGGACUGUGACCAUUUGAUUGUAUUUGUCAUUGGUGGCAUAAGUGGACACGAAGUGCAUUCAAUUUGUGAAGCGACAAAAAAUUGUGGUAUUCGAGUGAGUGUAGGAUCUACUAGACUGUUGUCACCAUACGAGGCAUUGCAUACAUUGUUUAAACAAGUUUAGUCGAACAUAAAAAUUCACUAUAUUUAUUUAAUAACUUAACAAGAAAAAAAACAUUAAUAAUUGAUAAAAUUUUUCAUGGAAUGAAUAAAUGAGCAAUAGUAUUAUUUUUUUUUGUACAAUCCCAUUCAUUAUAUAGUCAAUGAUCCCUAGUACCAAUAAAAGUCAGUUGUUUACUGUACAUGUUGUGCUUUAAAUUUUAAUCAGAUGUAGAAUUACUGAAUGAAUGUAAUUUCUCAAUGGAUAAAGAUAGUUGUUCAAGGCUAGCCAUUAAUGAGUGCAUGUUCUCUGUACCUUUGGCAAUGCCUUGUUCGCUGAGCGGAUUUGAACCGUCUUGUCUUACACCAAGUUCAAAAUGUAACCAUGCUAAAUGCUCUUGUUGCUCACGAAUAGCCGUCAUUUGUUCCAUACUGCAAUCCUUACCUAAAUGUUUACAAAUGUAUUAUAUAUUAUAUUAUAAAUAAAUAAAAUAUCUAUCUCAAUUAUUUAUACUUUAUUUAUGUUUUAUCAGAUUAAUUUAAAAAGUAUUAUUAUAAUUUGUUUAUCAUAAACUU